UUACACGUCAAAAUAUUCAAAUGUCAAUAAAAAAUUUUGCAAUUUCUUUACCAUUUUUUUCUCUGCAAAACAAUAAUCAAGAAAAUACAAAAAUAGGGUUUCCAUGGAGUAAGGUUUCCAUUUCUUUAGGAAUUUUAAUUUUAGCGAGUAUGGCAUGGAGAAGCCAUGGUAUAAACAACGCCGAUUUGGUUCGAAAUCUCAGAGCAAAUGGCAUCAUAAAAACUGACGCUGUAGCCAACGCAAUGGUUGCUGUUGAUAGGAAGAAUUACUGUCCACAUUCGCCAUACCAUGACUCUCCUCAGUCAAUUGGAUAUUCUGCCACUAUUAGUGCACCACAUAUGCAUGCCCAUGCAUUGGAGAUACUAAGAAAACAAUUAAUUCCUGGUGAGAAAGCCUUAGAUGUAGGUUCUGGUUCAGGCUACCUAACAGCAUGUAUGGCUUUCAUGCUGGGAGAGACAGGAAGAGUGAUUGGCAUUGAACACAUACCUGAUUUGGUCACAUUGGCAACUAAAAAUAUAAAUAAUGAUAAUCCAGAGCUACUAACGUCAGAAAGGGUGAAACUUGUUGUCGGUGAUGGACGUCUAGGCUACCCCUCUGAAGCUCCAUACAAUGCAAUUCAUGUAGGAGCUGCAGCCCCUCAACUGCCACAGGCUCUUGUUGAGCAGCUAAAGCCGGGUGGCAGACUCAUUGUUCCUGUUGGGCCGGAGGGAGGGGAACAGCAUCUUACACAAGUGGAUAAAGCACUGGAUGGUAGCACCACAACAAAGAAGCUGAUGAGCGUUAUAUAUGUCCCCCUGACCGACAAGAACCAUCAGUAUCGUCCAUCGAGUUAAUUUGGUUUUGAGUUGUAUUAUAAUGAAAUAUAAAUACACUAUAUUUAUCAAUAUUUGCAAAAAUAAAUUCUGGUUGGGCUAUGUUGAUAUUUUAAAUGACAAGCAAAUAAUAAAAGAAUCAAGUUUAUUAUUAUUGUAUCUGUGGAUUACCCUGACAAUUAUUUUGUAAUUGAAUAAAACUACAAUUAUAAAACAUAUAUGUAUUUUAAUUUUAAAAUUUGACAUCAUGGACAUGAACAUCUUGCUACAGGUGCCAAAGUAAACAAUAAUUUUCUCAUGGCAUGGUACACCAUGAGGAAAUUAUUAUGUACUCUAUGUACAUGUCGAUAAAACUAUCGUUUCGAGUUAGUUUUAUCGACAUUCAUAUCAGUAUCCUGAUUCCUUUUUUUUUUCUUUUUUUUUUAAUAAAUAAAUAUACUUAAACAAUACACAUCACUAUCUAGCCCCAAAGUAAGCAUACUGAGUAGCUUGUGUUAUGGGUGCUAAGAUAGUUGAUAUUAUAAUUAUAAUAUUAAUAUACAAUUAUAUACUACAUAUAAAUAUUUAUACUUAUAUAAUGUAUAAAUACACACAGACACUGGAAAACACUCAUUGCUCAUCAAACCCAAUUUUUUGAUUAUGCACAAUUAAAAAGUUGUCCAACUAAAUUGUAGGAGUACACAAUUUAGUUGCUUAACUUAGAAGUGAGUUUUUCCUCCGUCCGGUUUAUUAUUGAUAAGGCACAAGCACAUAACUACGUGACAUAUGACUUUUGACUACCUGCAGCAAGAUAUUGUUAUAAAAUCAAAUACUAUGUACCUACUACAUAUUAUUUGACUUUAGUUACAAUGAAUGCCAUAUAUAAUAAAACUUCUAUGUUACAAAUGACUAUAGCAAUAAUUAUUAUUAAUCAAAAGUAAAAAUGUAAAGGCUUUUUUCAUUAUAAUAAAAAUAUUGCUCUUUAUGGGAUUUUUAUUUGUGUUAUAAUAUAGUACAAUAAUGAAGAUCAUCAAUUUUUUUUAUUGUCAAGAGCAUAUAUAUAGUUAAAGAUUUUAAAAUACUCAGUUUUCUAUAUUACAAAUUGUUUAGAUAAGUUACGUAGGCCCUGAACAUAAGAGGGAUUAUAAUGUAAAAAGCGAUUAUAAUAAUAAUUUAUUCAAUAAAUAAAUAUAAAAUACAAA
Molecule: messenger RNA, 1993 nt
Organism: Bicyclus anynana (squinting bush brown)
Lineage: Eukaryota; Metazoa; Arthropoda; Insecta; Lepidoptera; Nymphalidae
Gene: Pcmt
Product: protein-L-isoaspartate(D-aspartate) O-methyltransferase
Exons: 7
Coding region: 21-833 (270 amino acids)
Biological process (GO): protein modification process
Cellular component (GO): cytoplasm
Molecular function (GO): protein-L-isoaspartate (D-aspartate) O-methyltransferase activity
Source: RefSeq, a predicted model, not a curated record